Ctenopharyngodon idella (grass carp) is the source of this 1870-nucleotide messenger RNA. RefSeq names its product inhibitor of growth protein 1-like. NCBI's taxonomy places the organism in Eukaryota, Metazoa, Chordata, Actinopteri, Cypriniformes, Xenocyprididae. The record is from RefSeq and is a predicted model, not a curated record. Bases 676 to 1542 code for a protein of 288 amino acids. Gene Ontology annotation, cellular component: nucleus. Gene Ontology annotation, biological process: positive regulation of DNA-templated transcription. The transcript has 2 exons.
AGCUCCGCUCAUUACGCCCAGAUUACAUUCGGAGAAGGGGAGCUGGGCUGGGCGUCCAGAGAGGAGGAGCUGUCACGCUCCACCCGUUUGGCUGGCAUUGGCAAGAUACACAUCAAUCGAAAAUGGUUAGAAAUGCCACUAGCCGUGCACAACGUACCGCAUAAUGUAACACAAGGCAUCUAGUAAAAGGGUAAAGACAAGUUUCAGUUCUCGUAUGUGCGCGACCCUUGCUUACGAUCUGUACAACCAGAAGAUGUUUUAAUGUUCUUUUCAGCCGUUUUUAGUGGAUCCUGAAAUCCACUCUAAAGUAGGAGGAGUCUGGUCAAAUUAAAAUCUCAAAUGGAAGUGACCUGACAACUGUGAAAAGCAUAGAAAAUGAAUUCAAUAUGCUGCAGCCCAUACAGCACAUGUAUACAUUACACGGGGAGUCUUUUGCCAUACUGACGCAUGCGCAUAUGAUUUACUCAUCCCAAGUGUUUGAAACUACACGGAGAAUCUCCACGUUAGAGUCAAGUAUAAAUGUUAUGCACGGUGAUAUAUCCGAUGUUUGUUUAAACUAACAGGGGUGGUCUAAACAGUUUGCCAAGGUGGGUAUUCUGACCGUUCAGAUGCGUUUUGUUUUUGGCCAUUUAAGGAUUUCCCCCCACAAAUUUAAAGUACAAAGUCGUAGUUAAAAUGCUGAAUACUGCCAGCUGGGACCCACUACACAUCACUAACUAUGUAGGAGAGUACUUGGACUUGGUUGAGUCUUUGCCUUUCGACCUACAAAGAAACGUGUCUCUUAUGAGAGAAAUGGACUCCAAAUACCAAGAGCUCCUCAAAGAGUUAGAUGAGGCCCAUGAGAAACAUGGCCUGGAAGAAGACCCCAUCCAAAAAAGGUGUUUGCUGCACUUUAUCCAAAGAGCCCUUAUCCGAAGUCAGGAGCUGGGCGAUGAGAAGAUCCAGCUCGCUAGUCAGAUGGUGGAGAUGGUGGAGAAUCGAAUCCGGCAAGUGGACAAUCUUUCUGAGCUUCUGGAAGCCCGACAUGAAUCCCAUGAAAGUGUGACGGCUACCACCACAUCUUCCAUUAUUCCCAGUAAGAGAAGGGAGGAGGAGAAACAAAGAGAGGAAUCCCUUGGUUCCAUAGAUAUACUUUCUGGGGCUAACAAACGCUCCAGACGUCAGAAAAACAAUAAUGAAACUCUGGAGAACAUCGCCACAGUUCACCAUGAUGAAGGGAUCACCGUUGGCAUUGCCAGGGAGAAGCGGAACAAAACCUCAAAGAAGAAAAAACGGUCCAAAGCUGACAGAGAGCCUUCACCUACAGAUCUACCUAUUGAUCCGAAUGAGCCUACUUACUGCUUGUGUGAGCAGGUGUCAUUUGGAGAGAUGAUUGGUUGUGAUAAUGAUGAAUGUCCAAUUGAAUGGUUCCAUUUUUCAUGUGUUGGGCUUAAUCACAAACCCAAAGGAAAAUGGUACUGUCCAAAAUGUAGGGGAGACACAGAGAAAACCAUGGACAAAGCCUUGGAAAAAGCAAAAAAGGAGAGGGCAUAUAAUAGGUAACCCAUAAUGGCUGACCUCAUAAGAACUGCUCAGAUUUAUGCUUUAUUUUCGGUUUUAUCCGGAGACACCUAUCAGAUAAUCACUUAGGAAGUAUCAUCCAAGUGAUUGAAAUCUCCUCUCUCAGAGGCAGAAAUCCUUUUUUUCAAAAAGCAUUUAAUUGAAAUAUUCAGUUUUCAAAUGGAAAAAUCCAUAAGUCUUUAGUCAUGUGGUAGGUUGUAUUGUUUUUGUGAAUAACCAUUCUUUGUUAGUCGCAUGCAGCAUGUGGCUAAUGUAUGAGAAGCUAGUUAUAAAAAGCUUUCACAUACAAUAAACAUCUUUGAAUAAUUUA